Molecule: messenger RNA, 3871 nt
Organism: Nasonia vitripennis (jewel wasp)
Lineage: Eukaryota; Metazoa; Arthropoda; Insecta; Hymenoptera; Pteromalidae
Exons: 12
Coding region: 657-3443 (928 amino acids)
Source: RefSeq, a predicted model, not a curated record
CUCGCGGUAAAGUUCGCUGAACCCUAUGUGAUUCAAGAAAAUUUGAUAGAAAUUAAUAAGAAAUUCAUUCAAGUCAGCUGCUAGAUUAUAGUAAUUUUUUAUUAAUUUGAAAAUCGAAAUCUACUCUUUUGGAUUUCCCGCGCGUGUUACCGAGACCGACGCCAGGGGUCUCUGCAAAAUACAAAAUCGAUAUUCGCGCGCUCCAAUUGGCAACUUUGAUGGCGGAGACGAGAAUCGCGAAGCGUGAAAUUGCAAUGCACAAUAGGCACAGUAAUAAACAUAUAAUUCACAUCGUUUGCUAGUUGAUAAAGCGAGAAGAGAAGUGAGAUAUCCUUAUCGCAGUCGUAUAUCGAAAUAAUAACUAAUAAGCAAUGGAGCAAUUAGUCCCCGAGUGUGAAGAGACACCCAUUGUCAACGUAGCUUCUCCCAUGCAGGAUACGGUCGUCAGCAGUACUGUCACUAAUCUUCAUUCACCGCCGUAUUCCAGCAAAAACAAUUUACAUUGUAAUGCUGUUCAAGAAAUAUCUCUUGGCAAUUCCAUUAGUCAACAUUGCACUUGCGUCUGGUUGGAAAAGUUUACUGCGACUAUUUAGCAGUUAGCUGGAAGUACAAAUCAUGAACUUUUUAAAUGUGCUCUAACUGUUUAUGCUAACAAUAUGACCAAAGAUGCCUUCGUGUGGGAUUUUAAGCUUUCUCAAUUGUCCAUGUUGCGAAAUAAUAUAAACAAUGUUCUCUUGUAUUUUCAUUGGCAUCAAUGCAAAGAGAGAACUGACGAUCAUUUUUAUUUGCAAAAAAUAGCUGAUAUUUUGGUGAUAUAUGUAAAUUUAGAGCUCAAAUUAUUAAAAAGUACUAAAACUUCUGCAAGUCAACUGUCAAAUACGCUACUCACUGCACUUUACAUAUACUUAGAUAAAUCAGAGGAACAUAUUUUUAAAGUCUUUUUUAAAAGCCAUUUGAAAGAUGAUAAAAAAAUAUGUUUGUGGAUGCUUGGGAAAUACUUUUCAAAUAUUGCAGAAAACAAACUGCAGCUAACCAGUGUCAUGUUUGUGCGUUACAUACUUGCCUUCAAAUUGUGGAAAUCUUUAAGUGAUAAUCAAGAAGAAUUAAAAAAAAUAAAUAGCUUAGCAAUGAAAAUCAUGGGUUCCACAAUGCCUUCAUUAUGCCUGAAAAACUUGCAUUUCAUAAAACAGCCUCCAAAAAAAUAUAUUAACACAACAAUGUGGUAUCACUGGUACCUUCGAACAAAAUCUUUUGAUUUAGAAACAGCAAUUGAAAGCUUUAUUAAGUAUGAAGAAAACUUGUAUAAUUUAGCAACCUCAGAAGAAUCAUCAUUAGAUAUAAUUAAGAAUAACACCAGGUGUAACUGUCACAUACAAGUUGAAGAUGUAUUCUUUAAAAGAACAAACAAGUGCACUAAAUUGCAAAAGCAGAAAAUGAUGAAGAAGAAACAGAAAUUAAAAGUUGAUGAAAUUAUUUUUAUUGAUCUAACUAAAGAAGAGAAUUUAAUAACAAAUAAAAAGAAAAGGAAUCUUAAGUGGUUACAACUUCUAAAAAUGAGAGACCUUUUGGAAUGCUCAAAAAAUACUCAAAAGAUGGAUAUGGUUGAUAGUUUAGAUAACUCUAAAAAUCCAAAUGCCAUAGUCAGAUCUUCAAUAAAUGAAGUAACCAAAUCUUACGAAUUUGACUUUGCAAAUUCAAGUGACCCAAGCUGUGAUAAUUCUAGAUUUAAUGAUGUAUCAAUUCUAACUGAUUUCAAUGGCAUUUUUUCAAAUGGUGAUAUUAUAAAGAAUAAGGGCAAUCAAAAUAUAGAAACAAACAAAACGUGUUCUAUUUCUAAUGAUUUAUUUGACGAUUACAUUUGUGAUAUGUCAAUAGAUUCUCGUUUAUUAAAUAUCGACAUAAGUACAGAAAAUAACAAAGAGUUAACCCCUUCUCUACUUGAUUUUAAUCUAAGUGGUAUGGAUUCCUUGUCAAAUGAUUUUUCUUACUCAAGUAUAGAAGCAAUAGAUUCUCAUCUGUCUAAAAAGGAUGUAACUGAUGCAAAUUCAUCAAUUGAAGACGAUAAGCCUUAUAAUGCAUUAUUUUGUAAAGACUCUUUGUUGUCAUUCAAUGAUAACAAAAAUCAAUUAUUGACAGAACUCACUGAUUUGAAGCUUUGUGAAGAUGACGAUAAAAAUUUUUUAUCCUUAAAUGAAGAAUCUUUGAUAACAUCAACGAAUUCCUCUACGGAUCCGUUUAUUUUAGGAUUGAAUCCUGACAUAGAUGAAUUUUCAAAACCUUUGCUUAUGGAAAAAUAUAAUUUAACAUCCAGCAGCAAGGAAUACCCUAUUUUUGUAUCAGAUCUAGAGUAUUGGAAGAAGAAGUUACUAAAAACAAAUAGUUCUCGAGAAAAAACUAAAGAAACGAUUAUUAUUCAACAAGAAUUAAAUGGAGAAAUCUUUGCUGAUUCAGAAGAGAACAGUGAAAAGAAAAAAAAACGUUGUAAAAGGAAAAAACACGCCGAAAUCAAUGAGGAUAAUUUCAAUUUUCAAUUAGAAACCAAUGACUAUGCUGAAUUUUUUAAUGACAUGAAACAUUGGAAGAAAAAGAUACUAAAAACUAAUAAUUCACCAAUGAAGAUUAAAGAAUGUGACAUAAAAGAAGAGAGCAAUUUCAUUUUUGAACAUUUUCAACCAUCUGAAGAAUUAAAGAGGAAGCAACUUCGAAGAAAAAGACUAUCAGCACAGAAGAUGAAAAAUUCUGAAUUAUGUUUAAUAAAUAAUAAUAAAAAAAGGAAAACAGAAGAUAAAAAAAUAAUAACACAAAACGAAUCCACUGCAAAAUCAAAUGAUAAAGCAGUGUUACAGUUCCUACACGAAAAUUUUUUGCCCAAAUUUACAAGAAUCUCAAGUUUUCAACUUCUUGCUAAUUGCAUUAAAAGUAAAAAGGCUGAUACAAUUAUUACCAUUUUCGAUUCUGACAGUUCACUGAUUUCACAGAUAAAGAAUGAUGAGGUAAAGCCAUCAUCUAGUCAUUACUUUAUUCGUUUAUUAUGCAAGAACAGACUACUUCUGCACCAUUAUACAGAAAGCAAAGGGACACUUGAGCGACAAGCUGGAAUUUCACCAGAAAAAUUAAUUACUUUACCAGAAUCGGAUCACGACUUGCUCUAUCAGCAAUUGAAAUGCAACAUUCCGCAAGCCGACCUUGUAAUAAUAUUUACCAAUAAUAUGUCAUCUAUUUCUAAAUGGUUAAAGGGAAAACCCCAUAAAUUAUUUAUUAUACAAGAAAAAGCUAGAGAAAUGAAGAGUUUAUUAAUCAAGGAAUUUUCUCCAGACUUGAAAUUUUUCAUUAAUACAGAACUUGAGGUGAUUCAAACUGAAAAUUAUGACAAAGGUUGUCAACUCCUGGCGGAAAAUCUCGGAUGGAGUGAAGAACUGAAGAAGUAUGAGGAAAUAGCAUAAGCCAAUACAAAUAAUUCUUAUGAAUUAAUAAUAGUACAAACAUCUAAUUGUAAAAGUAACCUCUUCUCUAUGAAAAUUAAUUUUGUAAAUAUUUUGACAGUAAUGUAAACGCUAACUUAUAGUAAUGUAACGCUAACUUAACUUUAACAAUAACUAUCUAUACGAGACGGAAGCAUCUGAACUUUAAAGAUACAUUUAGUACAUAAAAAUAUAGUUCUGUGCCAAAGAUUAAUUACAUAUACACAUAAUAUACCAAAUAAAAUGAGAAUGCUAGCUGCAUAAUUUAAUAUUCUAAUCGAAAUAUAUAAGUCUUACGAAGCGCGAAAGCCCUAUUUUCCUUCAAAACUUCGAUACAAACAAGAUACGCUUUAUUAUAAUCAUUUACUUAUGUAUACGAAAAAAAGAAAUAUAUAACAUAUAUAAUCAGA